This is a messenger RNA of Didymodactylos carnosus, 1323 nucleotides long. The record is from the annotation of a GenBank genome assembly. NCBI's taxonomy places the organism in Eukaryota, Metazoa, Rotifera, Eurotatoria, Philodinida, Philodinidae.
AUGUUAGUGACUAACCUCGAUAGCUCGAAAGUUAUUCAUAUCUCUUCAACAAAUAUUAGUUAUCGAAAAAACGUUGUUAAAAUGACACGUGGACGUGACUCAAAAAGUGUGAUCAGUUAUGAAAUAAUCAAUCAUGAAGAUAUUGGUAAUGCAGCUAACGACCAUGUGAACUAUAUUACAUCUAAUCAAAAGCGUCGAAAAUCACCAUCAAACGAUGGAACAUUUGAAGUCGUUGAUCAACAUAAAAACGACAGACGUAUUGGUGUCUCGUUGACUUCGUCGGAUGUUCAAAAUUUACAAUAUUAUUUAAAAAAGCAUAGUUAUUUAACGAAAUCGAAUUCAACAAGUAAAAAUAAUAAUAAUAAUAAUUACGAUAAAUAUUCAUUUUUAAAUAACAUCUUAUCAGAUAAUCAUUACACUUCACCUAAAUCUACACCAAAAAAUUCCUUUUAUGAUAUAACAAAUGAUUUUUAUUCUGGUAAAAUUUAUGCAGAUCUAGAUGAUGUUCGAUAUAAAUCACUACCAUCAGUAGAUGCAUACCGUCAUCAUCAUCAUCAUCAUCGCAGACACUACUACCAUCAACACGACCAUGUACCUCAUACACCUGAUGAUGAUAAGCAAGCUGCCACAGAACGUGACGAUAUUAAUUAUAAUAAGUAUUUAUUAAAUGGAGGACUAAGUGUACAAAAAAUUGAGGACAAAGCGAGUAUGCCAUCGUUUAUCUUAGAUGUCGUGACAUGUGGAAUGCAAAAAGAUAUGCGUUUGCCUAUACCAAAAGAAAAUUAUUCGUUAAAUUCAGGAAAAUUUGGCGAUGAUGCAGGAUUUACGGCACAACGAUUAAUGGAACAUUACUUAGGUGUAGCUGAUGGUGCAGGUGGUAGUUCAACAGCAUGUUUAGUGGGAGUUGAUUGUUCAACUGCUCGUUUGUAUUCUGUGAACAUUGGUGACAGUGGCUAUGUUAUUUUACGUGAUGGAACGGUUCUCUAUCGUUCGCGUUCACAAAAAAUGAAUGGUGAUUGUCCCCGACAACUGGAUGUUUAUCCGUGGACAGCAGCUCUAAAACAAAAAGGAUUAAAUUAUACACAAAUAUCAAGUCUCGAUGCUAUAUGUCAAAGUUUUCAACUGAUCCAAGAUGAUAUUAUUAUUUUAUCAACAGAUGGACUCUUUGAUAAUGUACAUGAUCAUAUGAUUGAAAUGAUCGUCGCUAAUUGUCGUUCAUUAUCACAUGCAGCAGAACAAUUAGUCAAUCGAGCUGUUCGAUUUUACUCAAAGCCAGAUGAUAUCUUAGUUAUUAUAGCACGUUUAAAAAAUGCACCAGUUUAA